UUUUUUCGUUUUUAAUUGUAUUAUAUUUAGCAUAGCUGUUUUUGGCAUGUUCAAUUUGAACUACUUGUCCGAUGCCAUCAUAAAGAUCUAGAUUUAGCAAUUUAGGGUUGUGGAAUUUACCUAACAACACAGACAUCCUAUGAAUUAUGAAACACGAAAACAUCGUUAAGAAAAUAAAAUGCAAAGGCCAGGUAACAAAGCAGAUCAUAGAUAUGUUAUGGUGGUUGUGAUAUUAGGUUAUCCACCUAUGAGCAGCCUUAUAGUAUUACUUAUACCCCUAUACACACAUAUAUUUACAGUCACACAUAUAUGCAUCUAUAAAAGAAUAACAAUACAGGAAAACAAAAACUCAACUUAUUGAAAAACAUAAGGUUGCGUGAGUUAUGGGGAAGACGUCGACGAUGCUAUUUCUUUUCUAUCUCUGUAUAAUUGGGAUUUCAGUGAUAACAAGAUGCAAUGCAACGACAUACUUUGUGGGAGACACCUCUGGUUGGGACAUAAGCUCCGAUCUUGAAUCCUGGACUUUAGGCAAGAGAUUCUCUGUUGGUGAUGUUCUAAUGUUCCAAUACUCAUCGACGCAUAGUGUCUACGAAGUGGCAAAAGACAACUUCCAAAGAUGCAACUCUACAGACCCGAUCCGUACUUUCACAAAUGGGAACACGACCGUAGCUCUGUCCAAACCGGGAGACAGGUUCUUUCUCUGCGGUAACCGGCUUCAUUGCUUCGCUGGUAUGAGGCUACAAGUCAAUGUCGAAGGCAAUGGCCCAUCUCUGGCCCCUGUGGGAGCUCCCGGAGCUGCUCCCGUAGGAAUUCUUCAACCGUCUUCUAAGAAGAAUAACCCUGCGACCGGCGUUGCUAGCUCGGCUGCCCGCGUUGGUGGCUACGGUGGGAGGGUUAGUAUAGGGACUUUUGUAUAUCUGAUGGUUUUUGCUUUUCCAUUGUUAUGGACUUAUAUAUCGAGUAACAACUAAAAUAAGAGUUUUCAGUAUACAAUGCAUGCACGCAUAUAUGUAUUGGUUCGAUUAUGUGAAACUUUGGUUUAGUUACUUUGGUUUGGUGUAA
This is a messenger RNA of Brassica napus (rape), 1062 nucleotides long. Its product is annotated as mavicyanin-like. Gene Ontology annotation, molecular function: electron transfer activity. Lineage: Eukaryota; Viridiplantae; Streptophyta; Magnoliopsida; Brassicales; Brassicaceae. Gene Ontology annotation, cellular component: plasma membrane. The transcript is spliced from 2 exons. The record is from RefSeq and is a predicted model, not a curated record. The coding region runs from base 384 to 971 and encodes 195 amino acids.